UUUUUUGUCUUUUCCUUGUUGGUUCACAGUGUUAAAAUUAUUUUAAGCUAAGCAAAUUCUCUUAUAAUGUCUUUCUGGAACAAUUAAUAUUAUUUAUAGUAUAUGCACUUCUAGCAACUUAUUAUGUCUAUUAACUCAUUAGAGAUGACAGCACCUUGAUUAUAAUAGUGGAAAUGUCAUAACCUACUCACAGUAUUCUAAUAUUUAGACCUGUUUAGUAGCCAUUAACCACAUGUGGCUAUUAAAAUAAAAAUUCUGAUUAAAUAAAAUUUAAAAAUCAUGUGGCUGUUGUCUACCAUAAGGAGCCCUGGUGGUUAAGUGCUCAGCUGCUAACUGAAAGAUUGGUGGUUCGAACCCACCCAGUGGCUCUGCAGGAGAAAGACCUGGUGAUCUAUUUCCAUAAAGAUUACAGCCAAGAAAACCCUAUGGGACAGUUGUGCUAUCAUACAGGGUCGCAAUAGUCAGAAUCAACAGCACCCAACAACAGCAACAUUGGCUACCAUAUUGGAGAGCUCAGAGCAGAACAUUUCCAUCCUCCAGAAAGUUCUACAGGGCAGCACUGAUGUAGACUCUGAAAUGAAAAUCUUUGUCAAUACAUAUUUUAGUUGAUGAGUACUAUUUCUUUAGAGAGCAAUGUAAUGCUAUGUGUUUAAAGCGCUUGCUAUAUGCCGGGAAUUAUAACAUGGCUUCUUCAAGUCUGUGAGCUCAGUGCCUCACAUAGGGCUUGACACAGAGUAGACACUGGGGACGUGUUUGCUGAAUACAUGGAGAACACGUGAGGAAAGAAAGAAUGAACCCAUAGUAUUGCUUCUGUGUUUAGAGACAAAGUGACAAAAUUCAAGAUUGACCAGCCCAGAAGAAGGGUAAAAAAUGACUGUAAGGAAUGAAAACAACUAUACAAAAAUAUCUUAUGCUGGAUAAUUGUUUCUGCAGUUGUUUUAUAAAUGUAAUCCCUUCAGAUUUGUGUUGGUGAUGGUGGGGAGGAGGCUGGUAAGGUUGCCUUCAGAUUCACUGAGAAAAUGGGAAACUCUUGGCCUAACUAGCUCAACUUUCUUUUCUUUUACCCACUCACACUCACCAAACUUGAUUAAAUCUGUACUUAAUUCUUCCCUCUAUUCCACCUGUCUCAAAGGAGGGUGGGCCUCUCUUCUUUCCAAGCUAACCACUCCAUUUGUGCUCUUUAUCCUGCUCUUUCAUGCUGCUCUCCACACUCCCCAUCAAUUAUCUUUAGUACUUCGCCAUCCUGUAUAUCCAUACUGUUCAGUAACUUGGAAUAUGACUGAUUCAAAUUGAGAUAUUCUAUAAGUCUAAAAUACACAUGAUUUCAAAAACAGUACAACAAACCUAAAAUAUCUCAGUGUCUUGGUCAUCUAGUGCUGCCAUAACAGAAAUACCACAAGUGAAUGGCUUUAACAAAGAAAAAUUUAUUUCCUCAGGGUAAAAGUACACUAAAAGUCCAAAAUCAAGGUGUCAGCUCUAGGGGAAGGCUUUCUUUCUCUGUUGGCCCUGGAAGAAGGUCCUUGUCCUCAAUCUUCCCACGGUUGAAGAGCUUCUCGGGCAUGGGAACCCUGGGUCCAAAGGACGUGCUCUGCUCCUGGUGCUGCUUUCUUGGUGGUAUGAGGUCCCCAACUCUCCCCUUGCUUCUCUUUCCUUUUAUCUCUUGGGAGAUAAAAGGUGGUGCAAGCCACACCCCAGGGAAACUCUCUUUACCUUGGAUCAGGGAGAUGACCUGAGUAGGGGCCCUGUUACAAUCCCACCUUAAUCCUCUUUAGUAUAAAAUUACAAUCACAAAAUGGAGGACAACCACAUAAUACUGGGAAUCAUGGCCUAACCAAGUUGAUACACACAUUUUGGGGGGGACAUAAUUCAGGCCAUGACACUCAGUAAUUUUUUAUAUUGUUUACACGUUGAGAUGGUAAUAUUUUAGAUAUACUGGGUAAAGUAAUUUUAUGUUUCUUCUUUUUUUUGAUCUUGCUGCUAGAAAUUUUAAAAUUACACCUGUGGCUGGCAUUUAUGGCUCUUACUAUAUUUCUGUUGGUGCUGCUAUCUAACAUUAAAGUUCUAGACUCACCAAAUGUUGGUUGAAUAAAUGAAUGAAUAUUGGAUUUAUUUCAGCAUUGAUUUGAAGCACCUGCCUUCAUUGCUCCGAAGGAAUGAAUGCAGAAGGAGUAGGAAAAGGAAACACAGGCCUGCGGUGGUAUUUAUUUGGGUGUGACUAAGUUUGCUCAGACACGUUUCCAUCUGAAUUAAUCUAUUGAGUUGAGCUACAGUGGGAGUGAUGCUAAAAAGGAGGAAGACAGAAAGCAUAUUAAGAGACAGGCACUGUAGUGUGGAGAAUGUCUUAACAUAGUUACGGAGGGCAUACUGAGGGUUUGACCCACCACAUCAAAGUGAUACAAGGACUAUUUACAUAGCCAACAGGUUUCCUCAGAAUGGCCUUUACACACCUCAGAAGUUUGUAGAUAACAGGAUCAUUUCCUCUAAGUAUACUGUGUGGAAUUUUGUUCCAAAAAAUUUAUUUGAACAAUUCCGAAGAGUGGCAAACUUUUAUUUUCUUAUUAUAUUUUUGGUUCAGCUUAUGAUUGAUACACCUACCAGCCCAAUUACCAGCGGACUUCCAUUAUUCUUUGUGAUAACAGUAACUGCCAUAAAGCAGGGAUAUGAAGAUUGGUUACGACAUAACUCAGACAAUGAAGUAAAUGGAGCUCCUGUUUAUGUUGUUCGAAGUGGUGGCCUUGUCAAAACUAGAUCCAAAAACAUUCGGGUGGGUGAUAUUGUUCGCAUAGCCAAAGAUGAAAUUUUCCCUGCAGAUUUGGUGCUUCUGUCUUCAGAUCGGCUUGAUGGCUCAUGUCACGUUACCACGGCUAGUUUGGAUGGAGAAACGAACCUGAAGACACAUGUGGCAGUUCCAGAAACAGCAGUAUUACAAACAGUUGCCAAUUUGGACAGUCUCAUAGCUGUUAUAGAAUGUCAGCAGCCAGAAGCAGACUUGUACAGGUUCAUGGGCCGAAUGAUAAUAACUCAGCAAAUGGAAGAAAUUGUAAGACCCCUGGGGCCAGAGAGCCUCUUGCUUCGUGGAGCCAGAUUAAAAAACACAAAAGAAAUUUUUGGUGUUGCUGUAUAUACCGGAAUGGAAACCAAGAUGGCCUUAAAUUACAAGAGCAAGUCACAGAAACGAUCCGCAGUAGAAAAGUCAAUGAAUACAUUUUUGAUAAUUUACCUAAUAAUCCUUAUUUCUGAAGCCAUCAUCAGUACGAUCUUAAAAUAUACAUGGCAAGCUGAAGAAAAAUGGGAUGAACCUUGGUAUAACCAAAAAACAGAACAUCAGAGAAAUAGUAGUAAGAUUCUGAGAUUUAUUUCAGACUUCCUUGCUUUUUUGGUACUCUAUAAUUUCAUCAUUCCAAUUUCACUAUACGUGACAGUGGAAAUGCAGAAAUUUCUUGGAUCGUUCUUCAUUGGCUGGGAUCUUGAUCUCCAUCACGAAGAAUCAGAUCAGAAAGCUCUAGUCAAUACUUCAGACCUGAAUGAAGAACUUGGACAGGUGGAAUAUGUGUUUACAGAUAAAACUGGUACACUGACGGAAAAUGAGAUGCAGUUUCGGGAGUGUUCAAUCAAUGGUGUGAAAUACCAAGAAAUCAACGGCAGACUGGUACCCGAAGGACCAACGCCAGACUCUUCAGAAGGAAACCUCUCUUACCUUGGCAGUCUGUCCCAUCUUAACAACUUAUCCCAUCUUACAACCAGUUCUUCUUUUAGAACAAGUCCUGAAUAUGAAACUGAACUGAUUAAAGAACAUGGUCUCUUCUUUAAAGCAGUCAGCCUCUGUCACACCGUACAGAUUAGCAAUGUUCAGACUGAUGGCAUCGGUGAUGGGCCCUGGCAGUCCAACCUCACACCCUCCCACCUGGAAUACUAUGCAUCCUCUCCAGACGAAAAAGCCCUAGUGGAGGCUGCUGCAAGGAUCGGCAUUGUAUUUAUUGGCAGUUCUGAAGAAACUAUGGAAGUUAAAACACUUGGAAAAUUGGAACGGUACAAACUGCUUCAUAUUCUGGAAUUUGAUUCAGAUCGUAGAAGAAUGAGUGUCAUUGUACAGGCACCUUCAGGUGAGAAGUUUUUAUUUGCUAAAGGAGCUGAAUCAUCAAUCCUCCCUAGGUGUAUAGGUGGAGAAAUAGAAAAAACCAGAAUUCAUGUAGAUGAAUUUGCUUUGAAAGGGCUGAGAACUCUGUGCAUAGCCUGUCGACAGUUCACACCUAAAGAAUAUGAGGCGAUAGACCGACGCCUGUUUGAAGCCAGGACUGCAUUGCAGCGGCGGGAAGAGAAGUUGGCAGAUGUGUUCCAGUUCAUAGAGAAAGACCUGAUACUACUUGGAGCUACGGCCGUGGAGGACAGAUUACAAGAUAAAGUUCGAGAAACAAUUGAAGCAUUGAGAAUGGCUGGUAUUAAAGUGUGGGUACUUACUGGAGACAAACACGAAACAGCCGUUAGUGUUAGUUUAUCAUGUGGCCAUUUCCACAGAACCAUGAACAUCCUUGAACUUAUAAACCAGAAAUCAGACAGUGGGUGUGCUGAACAGCUGAGGCAGCUUGCCAGAAGAAUUACAGAGGACCAUGUGAUUCAGCACGGGCUGGUCGUGGAUGGGCCCAGCCUGUCUCUUGCACUCAGGGAGCACGAGAAGCUCUUUAUGGACGUUUGCAGAAGCUGCUCAGCUGUGCUGUGCUGUCGCAUGGCACCACUGCAGAAAGCAAAGGUAAUACGGCUGAUAAAAAUUUCACCUGAGAAACCUAUAACGUUGGCUGUUGGCGACGGUGCUAAUGACGUAAGCAUGAUACAAGAAGCACACGUCGGCAUAGGAAUCAUGGGUAAAGAAGGAAGACAAGCUGCCAGAAACAGCGACUAUGCGAUAGCUAGAUUUAAAUUCCUCUCCAGACUGCUUUUGGUCCACGGUCAUUUUUACUAUAUUAGAAUAGCAACCCUUGUACAGUAUUUUUUUUAUAAGAAUGUGUGCUUUAUCACACCCCAGUUUUUAUAUCAGUUCUACUGUUUGUUUUCUCAGCAGACACUGUAUGACAGCGUGUACCUGACCUUGUACAACAUCUGUUUCACUUCCCUACCUAUUCUGAUACAUAGUCUUUUGGAACAGCAUGUAGACCCUCACGUAUUACAGAGCAAACCUGCUCUCUACCGAGACAUAAGUAAAAACCGCCAUCUAAGCAUUAAAACAUUUCUUUAUUGGACCACCCUGGGUUUCAGCCAUGCCUUCACUUUCUUUUUUGGCUCGUAUUUUCUAUUAGGGAACGAUAUAUCUCUGCUGGGAAAUGGCCAGAUGUUUGGAAACUGGACAUUUGGCACUCUGGUCUUCACAGUCAUGGUGAUCACAGUCACAGUGAAGAUGGCUUUGGAAACUCACUACUGGACCUGGAUCAAUCACCUUGUGACCUGGGGGUCUAUUAUAUUUUAUUUUGUGUUUUCCUUGUUUUAUGGGGGGAUUCUUUGGCCAUUUUCGGGGUCCCAGAAUAUGUACUUUGUAUUUAUUCAGCUCCUGUCAAGUGGUUCUGCUUGGUUUGGCAUAAUCCUUAUGGUUGUGACGUGUCUAUUUCUUGAUAUUGUUAAGAAAGUGCUUGGCCGACAGCUCCAUCCUACAAGUACUGAAAAGGCACAGCUUACUGAAACAAAUUCAGGUAUCAAGUGCCUGGACUCCAUGUGCUGUUUCUCAGAAGGAGAAGCAGCGUGCGCGUCUGUUGGAAGAAUGCUGGAACGAGUUAUAGGACGAUGUAGUCCGGCCCACAUCAGCAGAUCGUGGAGUGCGUCCGAUCCCUUCUGUACCAAUGACAGAAGCGUCCUGACCCUCUCCACAAUGGACUCCUCAACCUGCUAAGGGGCAGUAGCACCUUGUAGGAAACAUCUCACCUCCUGUUCUAAAAUUCAGUGUGAUUAACCUUUCACGGGCUGCACUGGCUCUGCAAAACCUCUUCCCGAAGUCUCUGGAGAGUUCAUCCCCACUCAGAGUUGCAGUGGCUAACAGAAGGCAUUAACGUGAACCCCUUGGGCUGCCCUGAAUUUGAAUCUGAACAUGUUAAAAUUUAUCAACAAGGAGACAUUUUCCACGUCUGUCUGCAUUGUCCUUCGUGUCUAUGGGACUCCUAAUGGCAUUUUGGAGCCCUGGUGGCUCAGCUACUAAACAAAAGGUCGGCAGUUCGAAUCCACCAGCUGCUCCUUGGAAACCCUGUGGGACAGUUCUCCCAUCCCCCGUACAGUCGCUAUGAGUCAGAAUCGACUCGACAGCAAGUUGUUUUUUUGAAUGGCAUUUCAGCCUUUGCUGAGGCCACUGUGUUUUAAUAUCAGAGUAGUAAUGGGAGAUACCUAACUCCCAGAUGUGUGUAUUUUUUAGUAUUAGCUCGGUUACUGACUCUUUAAAUCUGCUUCUGUAAAAUACGCUGAAAAGUUUGCCUUGAAAACUCUAUUUUUUUAUUAGAGUUCUAUUUGAAGCUUUUCAUGGGAAAAGUGUAUGUGAAUAGUGAGGGAUUUUGGUCCCUCAGUGACCCAUGUUGUUAAUUCACUAAUGCUUUCUAAGUCCACAGAGCAGCGUAGGAGAACGCAUUUCAUCCAUUAGUUUACUGCAGUGUGGGUGGAGGACACACCAGUUCCAGACUUCUCUAAAUGCACCGUGACACGGCCACCAGAGUUAGCCGUACACAGGCAAAGGGUAUAUACUGGCUUACAUACAAAUCAGGAAUCAAAUCCAUUCACCAAAUUUCAAAUUGAUAAUAUUUUUGUGGCAGAAUAUGAAGGAUAUUAUUGCAUAUUAUUAAUUUAAUAUGUUCAUCAUUGGAUUUUUUGCAUGCUUUAAUCUGGUUAAUAUAUUUAAAUUUGCUUUUUUCUUAUUUAUCCUGAAGGCUCUGUUUAUAGUACUUUAUGAUGAUGUUGUAAAGUUCAAAUAUAUCAAUAAAAAACAAGUCUGGACAGUUUUUAAAUAUUGUAAAUACUUUCAAUUAUGCAAAUCAAAAUACUGUUGGGUAGUUAAAUCAAUAAAAAGAGAAGAGCCUCUUUCUGUGGCCAAUUGAGAAUCACUCUUGCCUCUUUAGACUAAAGGAUUUCAGAUAAAAGUCCUAUUAUUUUUCAGUUAUCAUAUGUUAUCUGAGUUACAGCAGACUACCACAGUAAAGUGAAAUCUACCCAGUGUCCCAUUAUAAGGUAUGAUUUCAGGCAUGGCUGUGCAAUGUAUAUGAAACAAAGUCUAAAAUGCUCAAUUUUUGUGGGAUAAUCACAAUCAUAAGUUAAAAUGCUGACAAUGGUUAAUCAGGUCCAUGUGAGUGUAAUUAACUCAUGGCACUUUCAAGACUUGCUUCUAUCCUGAAAUUAUCCUGUGAAUUCAGCGUUGUCAUUUGUUCUGAUAAACAGUAAAGCUGGUUUAAAACUUGGAAAUGAAUACAGAAUGAAGAACUAGCACCCAGCUCUUAGCUGCGGUACUGGGUUUGGGAAGAUACUGUUUGUCUGGAAAUAAGUGAAAGGAAUAAUACAUGAUCCACACACGGACUCGUGUUCCAGAAGAGGAAUUAUUGCAGAAAUAUUUAACAGUAGUUUAGUGGAGGUAGGAUGGGAUUUCUUUUUCUUAAAAUGUAUAAAACGUACAUAAAACAAAAUGACACGCAAGAGGCCUGCAGUACAUCUAUCUUCCAGUGUCUAUUUGCCAUCAAAUAAACUGAAUACCAACACUAAAGAGAAGGACUACAGAGGCAUCACGCCAUCUGUGACCAACUGCGCCACUCUCUAAGCAGGACAGGUCAGCUAGCCUGCACAGUGCCCAAGGCCUGGUUUGCAGUCUCUGCAGUCACCAUUCGAUGUCAGUUCAGAAGACCUUUAUAUCAAAAAAAAGGUCAAUGGCAUCAUCCCACGCUGUUGUUCAAAACCUGUUUCCUUUAAAGGAAGAUUAUCUUGUAUUUUUAAGAAAAGGAUUCUCUUUCCUAAUUUCUUUAAGAAGGUAACAUAUAAUAAAGCCUACAAGUUUUGAACAGUUAUCUAGUGCCGACAUUCAUAUUAUACAACUAUUACUAUAUAACCAGUCAUCACAGACAAGUUUCCCCUUUGCGUAUAACUUUAAAGUUCUUUGGAACGUGUGAUGUUGAUAAUUGGCCUACUAUUUGGAAACCCUAUGGGCAGCUCCACUCUGUGCUCUAGGUCACUAUGAGUCAGAAUCAACAGCAGAGGAUGGGUUAUCAUCUGCCAGAACCAAAGUAAGAUGUUAAAUGUGCUAGUGCUAGUUAAUGAAUGGCCUCAAAUCGGUGUGCCUCAGCUUGCUUGCCUUGGCCCAGUUGAAAGGCUGCAGCCCUGCAGAUAGUGGCAAGCACCCAGUCAGUGUCCAGACUUGCCCAUCAGCUGCUCUAGGUGACUCAGCACCCUGCCUCAGCUUCAGCAAGCAGAGGCUCACCCUGGGAGGAGUCUGAGAGUGGGCCAGGGAGAAGAAAAAAGAGGCGAAUUUACAGUCUGAAUUUCUCUAACUGUCCGUCCUUGGACUCUCACUAGGUACAAAGUUCCCCAGACCUGGCCCAAGCCGUGGUGCAAUACUAAGGAGCCUUCAACAGAGGCAAGUGGCCCUGUGAAAAGAUUCCCAUACUCGGCCCUAUUAUUAGCAGCACCAGGGCUAGGGCCAUUUUUACUGCAUAGGAUUGUGAAAUUGGACUUGUCUGAUAAGCUUGAGACUCCUGCUGAUAGGCAGAAGUCAAGGCCACUAAGCAAUUCACAGUAGAGGAAAGCUUUUUAAACACCCUCCUCUGAAAAGCUCUUGGCAUGGAAGGCAAAGGGGGAACUCUUCCAUGUUUGUGUUUUCCCUGUAAACAUUAGUGGGGGGUCUGGUACAAGCAGGUAUUAAUAAAACUAUAACACCAAAGAUUCAUGGAAAGCAUGUCUUACUUAUUUUGGUACGUCUUCAUAGACAGUUUUAUUUCUAUCUUGAAAUGAGUCCUUUAUUUUCAUAAAAAAAAAAAAAAAAACAUUACUAAAGUGUUGUUUUAUGUAAGAUAACUUGAAUGAUACUCCUACAAAAAAUAGCUCAUCGCUAAUGAUAUGUUUGUAAUAAUGGCGAUUGUUAGAUUUCUCUAGGAAUUAGCUGGGAAUAUCCUAGCAAUACUUAGGACCCCAGACACUGUGGCUGCCUAAUGUAAUCCUUAAAAAAUUCUCUGCAUUGCCAGUAAACGUAGUAUACUUAUUGUACAGGUCUCGGUACUUUUUUAAAGUUUAUGAAAUUAUAUUUAUCAAAUAAACACUUUCCUAUAAAAUUUAAGUGUUUCUCCAUCAUUUAAGCAUUUUAAGCUUCUCUCUGCUCGUCACAACCAGCACUGCCAAGCUUGCUCCAGUUAAGUUCUACUGUAUUUACCCUCCAUUAUAGCACAGAAAUGUCACUAUGCCUUUCGCUGCCUGCAAUUUUUAAAAAUCCAGGAGUUCUCUGAUUAUCCAGGUUUUAUAGAUCUUCAACACAGCCUCUGCGAAAGGGACUGAUAGAAAUGUACCCACUGUAAAGACAGCACGUUUCAGCCAGAAAUGGCCACUGUUCACGAAAGGCCAGCCAGGAACACGUACAAGUCUGGACAAUGCCUCGGUCCAUAAAGGACAUGUGCUUUGUGAAAAGAUAUAUCCCAACCUCCUAAUGACAUCAAAUCAUUUUUCCUAAAGGAUUCUCAGCUCCCAGUCAGAACACACAUAAUUGUUUAGUCUCUGUUUAUUUUUAAAAAAGGUAAGCUCCUGCCUCUGCCCGAGUGUUAGGGUUUGAAAGGGAUGACAGCUCCCGAGUCAUGUAAUGUGUUUGUAUUUCUGAAAUGAAAUACGAGCUUGAUUCUGGGGGAAAAAAUCAGUGUAUCUAGGCAUCGAUUUUAUAUUAAAAAGGGACUUGAGGGUUUGGACUAUAUUUAUGGUGACUUCUGUCUGUAACUUUUAAUGUACAAUAAAUAAAAAUAGCACGUGACUAAUCUUGUCUCUUAAUGAAUAAGAAACGUAGGACAAAAAAUUUAUAAAAAGCAUUUCACCAGAAAAUGCAGUGAAUUCAGAAACAACUCCAGCUUAAUUUUGAAGUGGUAACCGACUCCUAGGGCGGAGCCACUGUAAACGGAGACGGACCACCACGGCUCUCAACCAACAGCUCCUUCUGUGGGUGGUCUGUAGUAAACCCCUGAUAAAUCUCUGGUAAAUCGGGUUUUUCCUAUGAAUUUUUAAAGGUAAAAUGGUUUUUAUUAAGGCAUAAUUUACAGACAAUGAAGUGCACAGAUUUUUGGAUUAUAAUUCAGUCGCUUCUGACAAAUCUAUGGUGGCACAGUGGUUAAGUCAUAGGACUGCUAACCAAAAGGUCGGCGUUUCGAAUCCACCAGUCGCUCCUUAGAAACCCUAUGGGGCAGUUCUACUCUGUCCUAUAGGGCCGCAAUGAGUUGGAAUUGACUGGACGCUACUGGGUUUGGUUUUGAUUUUUUUUUUUAAACACCCCGUAACCCUCACCCCAGUCCAGACAAAGAGUCUGUCCAUCAUAACAGAAAGUUCCCUUGUGCCCCCUUUCCAAUUCAUUCAUUACCCCUUUUACCCGCCUCCAAAAAAAAAACCUGUUGCAUUGAUUCAGACUCAUAUCAACCUAUAGGACAGAGGGUUUCCAAGAAUUGCCUGAUGGAUUUGAACUGUCAACUUUUUGGUUAACAGCCAUAGCACUUAACCACUACACCACCAGGCUUUCCCAUACUCACCCCAGGCAACGACUUUUCUAAUUUCUGUUGUCAUAGUUUUGCCUGGUUUUCAAUUUCAUAUAUAGAAUUACACAGUGUGUACACUUUCUUCCGGCUUUGUCACUCAACACAGUGUUUGUGAUAUUCAUCCCUGUUAUUGCAUGUAUCUAUAAUUUCUUCCUCUUUAUGGCUGAGUAGUAUUUUAAUGCAUGAAAAUAUCACAAUUUAUCCUUCCUCCUAUUUAUGGACAUUUGGGUUAUUUCGUUUUGGACUAUUAAUAAUACUAUGAACAUUCUUUGUGGACAUAUUUGGUUUCAUUUCUCUUGUGGAAUAACUAGGAUUAGACUUGCUGAUUCAUGGGGCUGGUUUAUGUUUAACUUCAUAAGAAACUGACAGAAAAUUUUCCAGAAAGGUUGUCUGUACAGUUCUAGACUCCUACAAGUAUUUAUGGAAAUUCCAGUUGUCCCAUAUUCUUGCCAACAUACUUGGUGUUGUCAGUCCUUUUAAUUUUAGCCAUCUAAUGGAUGUAAAAUGUUACCUCAUUAUAGUUUAGUUUGUACCAUGACUAACAAUAUUUAACUCCUUUUCACAUGCUUAUUGGCAAUUUUUUUUUUCCCCCUGAAAUAUCUGUUCAAGGCGCUGGCCAUUUUUCCAUUAGACUGCUUGUCUUGUCAUUGAAUGACAGGAAUCAUUUAUAUAAAGAUAUAAAUCCUUUGUCAUAUGUAUUGCUAACAUGAUCCCCCA
Loxodonta africana (African savanna elephant) is the source of this 11441-nucleotide messenger RNA. It is a transcript of the gene ATP11B, whose product is annotated as ATPase phospholipid transporting 11B (putative). Gene Ontology annotation, biological process: phospholipid translocation. The transcript is spliced from 32 exons. The coding region runs from base 2579 to 5875 and encodes 1098 amino acids. Gene Ontology annotation, molecular function: ATPase-coupled intramembrane lipid carrier activity; ATP binding; magnesium ion binding. The record is from RefSeq and is a predicted model, not a curated record. Lineage: Eukaryota; Metazoa; Chordata; Mammalia; Proboscidea; Elephantidae. Gene Ontology annotation, cellular component: endoplasmic reticulum; recycling endosome; plasma membrane.